AAAAGUUGGUUAACAGAGUGAGAGAAACAAACCGUGAACCAGCUCACCAAUACCUGCAAAUCUCUUCACCAUUCAUGGACCUUCAAUCACCACCAGUCAACUAUUACCUUCUCGCUUCCGCCUUUACGUUGAUAUUAGCUUUCAAUCUCUUAUACAUUCUGCGCUCCAACGUCAAACGCCGUCGUAAAUCCAACGACUUUCAACGGAAAAUCAGUAACCUCUCCGGCGCCGGUAGGUUACAGACGACGGAGAGUGACGGAAGUACUGACGUCAUUAUUGUUGGAGCCGGUGUUGCCGGUGCUGCUCUUGCGUUUACUCUUGCAAAGGAAGGCCGUCGAGUGCACGUGAUUGAACGGGACUUAACUGAACCAGAUCGAAUUGUGGGUGAACUUCUACAGCCAGGUGGCUAUCUAAAAUUGAUCGAGUUGGGUCUUGAAGAUUGUGUGGAUGGAAUUGAAGCUCAACAAGUUUUCGGUUAUGCCAUUUACAUGGAUGGCCGAAACACAAAGCUCUCUUAUCCUUUGGAAAAGUUCGAAUCUGAUAUAUCUGGAAGAAGCUUUCACAACGGGCGGUUUAUUCAACGGAUGAGGGAGAAAGCUGCAUCUCUUCCAAAUGUUAAACUGGAACAAGGGACUGUAACUUCAUUACUUGAGGAAAACGGAACAGUUAAAGGGGUGUGCUACAAAACCAAAGAUGGGCAGAUACUGACCGCACACGCGCCUCUCACCAUUGUGUGCGAUGGCUGUUUUUCUAACUUGCGUCGUGCUCUCUGCAAGCCUCAGGUAGAAGUACCUUCUUCCUUUGUGGGUCUGGUUUUGGAGAACAUCAAUCUUCCAUACGCAAACCAUGGUCACGUUAUCCUCGCGGACCCUUCACCGAUCUUGUUUUAUCCAAUUAGUAACACCGAGGUUCGCUGUUUAGUCGAUGUUCCUGGACAAAAGGUUCCUUCCAUUGCCAAUGGUGAAAUGGCCAACUAUCUCAAAACCGUUGUUGCUCCACAGAUUCCCCAUGAGUUAUACGUCGCCUUUGUAGCGGCAGUAGAUAAAGGCAACAUACGAACGAUGCCAAACCGAAGCAUGCCUGCUGCUCCUCAGCCCACUCCAGGUGCACUUCUAAUGGGGGACGCGUUUAAUAUGCGACACCCGUUAACUGGAGGAGGAAUGACAGUCGCGUUAUCAGAUAUCGUCUUACUUCGUGACCUUCUCAGACCUCUACGCAAUCUUAACGAUGCAGCUACACUUUGCAAUUAUCUUGAGUGCUUCUACACUCUUAGAAAGCCUGUGUCAUCUACAAUAAACACGUUGGCUGGUGCUCUAUACAAGGUGUUUUGUGCAUCACCCGAUCCAGCGAGAAAAGAAAUGCGUAAAGCAUGCUUCGAUUACCUGAGCCUCGGAGGCAUGUGCUCAGAAGGACCGAUAUCAUUACUUUCGGGACUCAACCCGCGCCCACUGGUCCUGUUUCUACAUUUCUUUGCCGUGGCUAUAUACGGUGUUGGUCGUUUGCUUAUCCCAUUCCCGUCACCAAAACGGUUAUGGCUCGGGGCCCGACUCAUCUCGGGUGCAUCAGGGAUCAUCUUUCCAAUUAUAAAGUCAGAAGGGGUUAGACAAAUGUUUUUUCCUGCAACAGUUCCAGCAUACUACAAAGCUCCCAAAGUUGAUUGACUUGAAUAUUGUUAUUGUUACAGGUCAUUAAAUUGUUAAUUGGAAUUGUAAUUGUAACGUGUUAUAUGUUGUACUUGUGGGGUAUGAGAUCUACUGUUUAUAAACAUGCCACGUAUUAUUAUUUUUCAUGAGGUUUUGGAGUC
This is a messenger RNA of Helianthus annuus (common sunflower), 1804 nucleotides long. Its product is annotated as squalene monooxygenase SE1. The coding region runs from base 75 to 1661 and encodes 528 amino acids. Gene Ontology annotation, biological process: sterol biosynthetic process. NCBI's taxonomy places the organism in Eukaryota, Viridiplantae, Streptophyta, Magnoliopsida, Asterales, Asteraceae. Gene Ontology annotation, cellular component: endoplasmic reticulum; membrane. The record is from RefSeq and is a predicted model, not a curated record. The transcript is spliced from 8 exons. Gene Ontology annotation, molecular function: flavin adenine dinucleotide binding; squalene monooxygenase activity.